Micromonas pusilla CCMP1545 is the source of this 1035-nucleotide messenger RNA. RefSeq lists its product as uncharacterized. Lineage: Eukaryota; Viridiplantae; Chlorophyta; Mamiellophyceae; Mamiellales; Mamiellaceae. The transcript has a single exon. The coding region runs from base 1 to 1035 and encodes 344 amino acids. Gene Ontology annotation, cellular component: centrosome. The record is from RefSeq and is a predicted model, not a curated record.
AUGGCCGCGGCGACGCUGAACGUCGAGUGCAACGUGCCGUCGCACAACGUCCCGCACCGGGUGACGAGGCACGCGUCCACUUUAAACGCGCCCUACGCGACGACGUCGGACGACGUCGCGGAGUCCGCGUUCGCCGCGGUCGAGCGCGCGACGGCGAUGAAGAAGCUCAAGGAGCAGCGGUUGAGAUCGUUCCAAGACUCGCUUCGCAGGCGCGUGAACGAGACGGAGACGGCGCGGACGAGCGCCGCGGAGCAGCUCGCGCGCGAGUUGACGGACAUCGACCUCGUGUUAGGCGACCCCACCGUCGCGAACGCGACGCGGGCGCCGCGGACGGAGCCGCCGUCGGCGCUGGAGCUUUUGAUGGUGUCGAAGGCGUCCGGCGUGCGGUCGUCGCAUCAGGCGCUCUUGAAUCAGACGCGGCCGCUCGCGUCCGGCGGCGGACGAGGCGGCGGCGCGGGGGGGUCCGCCGCGGUGAGCUCGGCGUCCGGGCCUGACCGCGUCAGGGCGGCGAAGGAGGCGUACGCGAGCCGCGAGCGCGCGGCGGCGGCGGCGGCGAGGGAAAAGAUGAAACACGCGGAACGCGCGAGGGAAGAGAGACGCCUCCAAGAAGUCGCCGCGGCCACCGACUUCACCGAGGAGAACAACGCGUUCACCGCCGCGGAGGAUAGACACAGGGAAGAGGCGAAACGAGGGAGCGUAGACGCGGAGGCGAACCGAAGACGCGCGCGGGAGUACGCCAAGGCGGAGGCGGAGCGAAUGAAACGCGAGCGGAAGCGCGAGUCGGCCAAGGCGAAAAAGGCGGCGCGGUACACGACGGCGCUGCAGGACAGCGUCCGCGCGCAGCUGGCCAGGAAACGCGUGACGCUCCCGCCGCUGUGCGCGUGCCCGCACGCGGCGAAGAGUCAGAUAUUCGACCCGGGCCACGUGUACAAGUGCGCGCAUAAUUGCCCGCUGCACGACGACGAGGCGGCGUACCACGCGGCGCUGUCGCAGCUGUUGUCCGCGCACGACGUCAUCAUCACCGCGCCGCAGUAG